AUGGAUGACGAUAUGAUUUUUGAUCCUUCAUUAAAGAAAAAGAAGAAAAAGAAGACUGGUUUUGAUAUAGACGCUGCGUUAGCAAGUGAACAAGGCGAAAGUAUGUCCGUGGAAGCGCCUGUCGAGUCCGGUGACGUCGACGUGCCCGAGGAUGAGAAUCUUGAUUUAGAUAAUUUUGGCAAGAAAAAGAAGAAGAAAAAGAAGACAUUCUUUAAUCUAGAAGAAUUGGAGAGUGCCUUGCCGGAAACGAAAGAAGAAAAACCUCCUGCAGAGGAGCCAGAACCUCAAGAAGAGAACCUAGUGGAUGAUCUGGAUUUGGAAAUAGAUUUCUCAAAAACAAAGAAGAAAAGAAGGAAGAAAAAUUUAGAUGAAAUCGUUGCUGAAGAAGAAAGUAAUGAAAACCAAGAAAAUGCUGAAGACCUCCACGGCGAUUGGGCUGUGACUGGCAAGAGAGCUGCCAUUCGUGCAAAGAUUGCA
Molecule: messenger RNA, 477 nt
Organism: Iphiclides podalirius (scarce swallowtail)
Lineage: Eukaryota; Metazoa; Arthropoda; Insecta; Lepidoptera; Papilionidae
Source: the annotation of a GenBank genome assembly